This is a messenger RNA of Phycodurus eques (leafy seadragon), 6386 nucleotides long. It is a transcript of the gene strip2, whose product is annotated as striatin interacting protein 2. Lineage: Eukaryota; Metazoa; Chordata; Actinopteri; Syngnathiformes; Syngnathidae. The record is from RefSeq and is a predicted model, not a curated record. Gene Ontology annotation, cellular component: cytosol. Gene Ontology annotation, biological process: cytoskeleton organization.
GGGGGGGGGGGGGGGGCAAGACUGGAGGUGAAUGUGUGUGUUGCUGGGGGGGAGGUGGUCUCUAUCCCUGCCUUCUUCACACAUCUGUAUUUAGACCAUCCAAGCUGGCAGCCACUUUAUUUAUAUUUAAAAAAAAAAAAAAGUUGUAUGUAAAGGCAGACUCAUAAGAUGGAUCUUGUAGCGUGUGUUUGAAAAGGAAAGCAAAAAAAAGUAGAUGGGGUAUACACUUAAAUAAAACACUGGUAUGUUUCAGCAUGUAUCCUCUUCCCUUCCUUCCAUUCUCUUUUCAUCCUUCAUUUCAUUCAAUCGCAGUUUUCCUGUUCUUUUCUCCCCAUCUUGCCUUUUGCGACUUCUUUCCCCUCUUCUUUCCUUCUUUUCAUACCAUCAUUGCCUCCUUCCUUCCGAUUCAUCGGCUUUCCUUCCUCUCUUCAUUUAGUCCUUUCUUCCUACCUUUCUCCCUCCCUUCAGUCUUUCCGUCACCCUUCCUCCAUUUCAUUUUUCCAUCCUUCCUUUCCCCCUCCCUUUCUUUCUUCCUUUUUUCAUAUCCGUUUCCUUUUUUCUACCUUCCAACCCUUCCUUCAUUCUUUCCUUUUCCUCUCUCUUCUUUCCUUUCAUCCAGUUACUUCCCUUCUAGCCAGCAUUCCUAUUUACAUUUCCUUCAUUCCGCCUUUCAUUUCUGUCAGACAUCCUUCUUUCUUUCCUUCCUCCCUUACUCUGUUCCUUCUUUCCUCUGAUCCAUCCAUCUUCCCAAACUCCCCUUUCUCAGUCUUUCCUUCCUUCUUUUCAUAUCGUCUAUAUUCUUCAUUCCUUCCAUCCUUCCUGGCUUUCCCAUUUCUCCUGUUCGUCCUUAAGUUAAUGUAAAAUAUGUAUACCUACCUUUGCCCCCCCCCCACCCACCUGUGUAUUAUACGGUAUAGGUGAAAUUACCAUUUUGGUAUUGGUUGUGCCAAUGUGAAAGCGACAUUCCUAACCAGAAAUGAUGUGUAAAGUCACUUGUUCGUAUAGUGGUUGUAAGGUUUAGAAUGUGUCAGAAGUCCAGGUUUUUGCUAGUGUUGCCGGUUAGCUCGUUUCUGUUGUGAUUGCGGUCUAGCCCCGCCCUCUCGAGGCGUGCGGGGACAACGAAUCCAACACACGUUUCGAGGCGAAAGGCGGGCGGGGGGCACGAAAAGGAGGAAGGAGAAGCUCACAACUUGCCCUCCCGCCGCCGGUGGGCCGCCGUGUUUUGUGCCUGCUCGUCCUCCGUUAACAAGAUGCAGGUGGAGGACAUGGAGGUCCCUUUGCUCAACAACCUCAACGACAACGGCGACAGGCUGAGGUCGAAAGGGAAAGAUGUGUUCAAGGAACAGCAGAAGGAGUCCGAGAGCUCCUUGGAGUCUCCCAACCUGGAGUUUGAAUACGGCGACACGGACACGCUCACGGCCGAACUCUCAGAGCUUUACAGCUACACAGAGGAACCGGAGUUUGCUCGGAACAGAGAUUACUUUGAGGAGGACUUCAGAAGCCAUGCCCGAGGCAGACGGUGGAUCGAUCUGAGCGCGGGCGAGCGGCGUACGUACGUGAUGAGAUUACUCGACGCGUUAGAGGUGACUGACCGGGACAAGCGGCUUAAAGUGGCCCGGGCCAUCCUCUAUCUUGCUCAGGGGGUGUUCGACGAGUGCGACACCGAGGCGGACUUGCUCCGCUGGUCCAGGCACAACGUCUUCCUCCUGUAUGACAUGGGCAUCUUCACAGCCCUACUGGAGCUUCUCAGCAUGGAGAUAGAUAACAACCAAGCAUGCAGCAGUGCGGUGAGAAAGCCCGCCAUCUCCCUUGCAGACAGCACAGAACUUAGAGUGUUGCUCAGCAUCAUGUACCUGAUGGUGGAGACCAUUCGAGUUCAAACGGAGGACGACGCACCGCAGUGGAGAGCGGCCAGGGAGGCCUUCAAGAACGAGCUAGGCGCACCCAUGUACAACGGCGAGCCGUUUUCCCUGCUCCUCUUCUCCAUGGUGACCAAGUUUUGCAGCAUGAGCGCACCGCAUUUCCCCAUGAAGAAAGUGCUUCUUCUCUUAUGGAAGACUCUCCUGUUCACCUUGGGGGGCUUCGAGGAGCUGCAGGAGAUGAAGGUGCAGGGCCGCGAACACCUCAAGCUGCCCCCCCUCCCCGAGGACAGCAUCAAGGUGGUGAGGGCCAUGAGAGCCGCCUCGCCGCCCGCCUCCGCCAUGGAGCUCAUCGAGCAGCAGCAGCAGCAGAAAAGAGGGCGGCGCAGUCGCAGGCCGCUGGUCAAGCAGGACAGCCUGGACACGUACAACGAGCGGGACACGUACAACGAGCGGGACCCGUUCAAGAACGACGACGUCCGCGACGAGGAGGAGGACCCCGACGACGGUGACAGCGGCAUGGAGGGCGAGGUGGACCUUUUGGACCGCGACGUCAUCAUCCAGCCGCCGCCCCCGCCCCCGCCUCUGCGGCCCCCCACCGAGAGAGUGAACUUCCCCAAGGGCCUCCCCUGGGCCCCGAAAGUCAGGGAGAAGGACAUCGAGCACUUCCUGGAGACCAGUCGGAACAAGUUCAUCGGCUUUACCCUCGGAAAUGACACCGAGACCCUUGUGGGCCUUCCUCGACCCAUCCACGAGAGUGUGAAGACUCUUAAACAACACAAAUACGUGUCCAUCGCCGAAGUGCAGAUGAAACGCGAGGAGGAGCUCCAACAGUGUCCACUGAGCUUGGGCGAGGAGGAGGUGGAAGAGACGCCUGCGGAGGUGCUCUACCUGGGCAUGCUUCCAAACCUCUCGCAAUACGUGAUCGCCCUGCUUAAGCUGCUAUUGGCCGCGGCACCGACCUCCAAAGCCAAAACGGACUCCAUUAACAUCCUCGCCGAUGUGCUGCCCGAGGAGAUGCCAAUCACGGUCCUCCAGAGCAUGAAGCUGGGCAUCGAUGUCAACCGGCACAAAGAAAUCAUCGUCAAGGCCAUCUCGGCCCUGCUGCUGCUCCUCCUCAAACACUUCAAACUCAACCACGUCUACCAGUUUGAGAUCGUCUCCCAGCAUCUGGUGUUUGCCAACUGUAUCCCACUCAUCCUCAAGUUCUUCAACCAGAACAUCAUGUCUUAUAUCAGUGCCAAAAACAGCAUUUGUGUGUUGGACUUUCCCCACUGCGCCGUCCAUGAGAUGCCCGAGCUCACCGCCGAGAGCCUGGAGGCUGGAGACAACAACCACUUCUGUUGGAGGAAUCUCUUCUCUUGCAUCAACCUGCUCCGAAUCCUCAACAAGCUGACCAAGUGGAAACACUCCCGGACCAUGAUGUUGGUGGUCUUCAAGUCGGCCCCCAUCCUGAAGCGAGCGCUGAAGGUCAAGCAGGCCAUGAUGCAACUGUACGUGCUCAAGCUGCUUAAAAUCCAGACCAAGUAUCUGGGCCGCCAGUGGAGGAAGAGCAACAUGAAGACCAUGUCGGCCAUCUACCAGAAGGUCCGCCACCGUCUCAAUGACGACUGGGCGUACGGGAAUGAUAUCGACGCACGACCUUGGGACUUCCAAGCGGAGGAGUGCGCCCUGCGCGAGAGCAUCGAGAAGUUUAACGGCCGGCGCUACGACAAAAACCGGAACGGCGACUUCGCCCCCGUGGACAACUGCCUGCAGAGCGUACUGGGUCAGCGCGUGGACCUGCCCGACGACUUCCACUACAGCUACGAGAUGUGGCUGGAGAGGGAGGUGUUCUCGCAGCCCAUCGAGUGGGAGGGCCUGCUCCAGGAGCCGUGACGCCGAGGAGCGCAGUGAAAGACGUGCCUAUGACUACUUUGAACACACACGGACGGGCGAGGCGGCCGAGAACUGAGGUAGCGUUUCCUAAGAACGGUGCCGCCGGACCUCCGGGGAUCCGCAAGCUGUAGCUUUGGGGUCCACAAAAUAAUUACCCUUAAAUUUGAUGUUGUUCAUUUUUAAAAAGAGCAUACCUGCAUGUGGGGACCAGCCUGCCAAUAAAACAAACAAGCCCCGAUAUGAUUGUGAUGUAUUAUCACAUCAAUCGGGCACCCAUGAAUGAAUAAAGUUAUUUUUAUUUAUUUUGUUGGGAACAAAGGGUGUAUAAUUACAGGAAUAAAGUCCUAUUUUUUCCCCAAGAAUAUAGGUCUUUUUUUCCGUGAAUAAAAGCAUCGUUUCUGGAAUAAAAUGUGCAAUAUUACGAGAAUGAAGUCAUAUUUUCAAAUUCACUUGUUGAAAUCUAAAGUUAUUCCAUCGCUAAAUUUUGACUUUAAUAUCUUAAUACAGAUAACGACUACCUUACAAAUAUGACUUUAUUCUCUAAUACGGUGAUUCCCAACCAGUGUGCCGUGGGAAAUGAUCAAAUUUCUAUUUAUGCCAGUGAGACAUAGUGACUGACAGAACAAAUAAAUGCUCUUCUAUUAGACGACAGGACGUACAUGCAGUAAUUAUUUAUCCACUUUUUGUGACAUUUUUGUUUGUUGGUGUGCUGUGAGAUUUUUCAAUUGUAAAAUAUGUGCUUUGGCUCCAUAAAGGCUGGAAAUCACUGCUCUAAUGUUACGACGUCUUUGUUCUUGUGAAGAUUAUGACUUUUUUUCUCUCUGGAAAAAAAACUGCAACUGUAUUCUUUUGUUUCGCUUUCAAAAUAUUGAAAUGGCAAUUAUCUGGCGCAGCAACGAUUACCAUGAGUGGCCCAUCAGUCGGCCGCUGGUUUUGCCGAGAUUUCCAAAUUUGAAUCGCGGUUGCACGAUGUAGCAACUAGCCAAUAGAUUUUUUUUGAAAGGUUUUAACCGAGUGAGAUCCAGCUGGUGGCUACCAGCCAAGCCAUACAAAUACAGUAUGAAAAGUAUAAUACAUAUGUUGUGUUUUACAAGAAUACUUAACUAUAUUUAUAAUUGAUAGCGUACCUAUGGAUGAAAUAGCGAAGCUUGUGGCCAAAAUGGACGUGAGCGAUGCGUACAGCGCCAGGUCCAUUCAAGUGAAUGUCUCCAACUGUCUUUUUUUUUUUUGCCGGUGGUCGGGCCCAAGUCGGGCUCGGCCACAUCCUCUAAAAAAAAAUAAUAAUAAUAAUUUUAAUUCUCCCUGGACCCCAAAUUUUGGAUUAUCCCCGCCUAAGAAACAUUUGGUAGCAACAACUUUUAUGACUCCCAUUCUUCUUCUGCACUCCUCCAAUCUCUUGUUACCAGUGAGUUUCUUUUUAUGUCCCCAUUUUUAUAUUAUGGGUGCUGGUUUGACUCGUUACUUGUUUGUAUUAGUGUGUGGUGAACUUUCUAAUCUAAAGCUGUACAUUUCUCACAUUUUAUCUUCACAAAGCUUGUUGGUUUGUCAAUGUGAAAUUGGAAGGUUUUUUUGUGUGUGUGUUUUUUAGGUGGGGGUGCAGGACAUUUAAAUAGUUAAAACCAUAUGCAGUGUGUCCUAGAACGUGACAUAAUUUCAGUCUAUUAUUUGCAGUAAAUAAAUGCAAAUAUUUGGGCUAAUUUUGUGAAAUUAUCUCAAGAAAUGUAGAUUAAAUGAAAUCAACUUUUUUUAGGGCACCCUGUGUAAAUUAGGAACGUUGCCAAAACAACACAGCAGCUGUAGGUGGGGAAACUUAGGGUAAUUGUUAUUCAUUUUCUACAUGUUUUUGGACAAACAAAAUGUGAUAUAUUUUAAAUCUCAGACUUGAGUGAUGUCACAAUUUGGGAUGCUGAUGAAGUGGGUUCCUCUCAAUCUGCCCGACAACUGCACAAUAAAAUAAUAAAAUGAAAAUAAAAACACCUCCAGUGCGAGCGGUUCGCUUCACAAGCACAUUGUUGUCGCCACUAGUUUUUAAUUUAUUUUAUAAAUUUUCUCUACCAGACCUGCCAACAACGUGAGCUUCAGGGCAAUGGUGGGCUUCACUGAAGCACACGCAAGCACAAAGCACAAACAUGAUUGUCAAUGUGUCAGAUGUUGUAUUUUACCCUUAUUUCAAAGAAUUCUCUUUAAAUUCCGAUCCUUUUUGAAUGUGCAUGGCCGCUGUGCUUUUUUAAAAAUGUUUUAUUUGUUUUUGUUUGCUUGGGGGGAAAUGUCUCAGAAUAAUAACAUACUUGUAGAAUCUCAGGUUUACACGGAUACUAUGUUGCAAAGCUUUUAUCACUAUUAGCUCCUGUACACUUGCACAUUCUUAUACUGAACAUUCAUAAUCCCUCGCCUUGUUCCAUUUGUGCCAAAUAUGAGUGGCAUUUUUACUUUCUCACUCUUGCCUCCAUUAUGCCAAAUGUGAUUUAUUUUAUACUUCAAAACUGUACAGUCUAUGAAAAUAGACAUUUAUUGUAUCAAGUAGAAUAUGUCAAGAGCGUUAUGGUCAUUUUCAUGAUGGAUCGCCGAGGGGUUGUUCAGGGGUAUGUGCAAUUAUGGAUCAGCAGAGGCUUUAUUUGAGUUAUAAAUACAUAACAUGACAGUUCCUUA